AAAGCCAUGCUCGGUGCUUUCUGUAUGUGACUUUCACUUUCAGUUUGUUGCAGCGUCGUGCAAUGUAAAAUGCCUCGGGACAUUUGUACAAAAACCUAGAGGGAAAGUUAGUCAGCAUGGAGAUACAAACGGUACUGCUCAAAAGUUUUUUAUUCUCCUGUGUAUGGUCUUACAUUGAUAUUCACGGUGAAGACCGAAUUGAUCCCUUUGAUAUGCUGCAUUAUGAUGCUGCUUCACAGAAAAUGAAAAUGUCAAAGCAAAGAGAGAUAACUGCAGUAUUAGAGCAAUACUUAAAGAGCACUUUGGAGAAUUUUGAAAAACCUGGUGAGCCUACUGCUGAUGAAGAUGCCCAGUAUCAUGCUGAAAUUACUGUUAGCAGCCAGACUCUGAGAGACUUCCUGAAAUGUAUUAAUAAAGAGAUUGAUUGUGAUCCAACCAUAUUGGAGAAGCAUCUUCAAAAUAUUCACUUUAGACUCAAGACUGAUGAUGACAACAACUCUGAAGACACCUUCCCCAUGUUUUUUGACAGAUUUCUAGAGGUUGCCAUUUUCUUAUUUACAAUUGUCGGCUUCUUGGAUCUAGUGAAGGAUUUUACUACCACAUGCUUCAGAGAAAUGCAGAAAUGCUUCAAGAAGAUUUUCCACAGAGAACAAAACCUGCAAAUACAGCAAAUGCCCCCGAAUGUAGAAGACCUGAAUUUAAGUUUUGGUGUUCAGGAGGUACCUAUUGCACACGUUAAUGAUGAAGGACCAGGACAAGAACCUAAUCAAGAACAAUCCAGUGGCCAGUCCCCUGAAAGACCCCAAAGAAGACCAAAAUCCAAUACUGAUGGUUUUAAAAACUCAGAAAACGAUAAACAGCAGCUACUGAAGCAACAAAAAGGACCCAAAGACUAUAUAAGUUCUACAAGUACUACAGCUGCCCCUAAGCUUAUUGAUAAUGAGAAUGAACAGGAAAUGGAGGAUCUAUCAGAUUCUUUUGGAGAAACAUUUAACAACGUAGAUUCUGGUAUAGAGGGGAUCUCAGGUUCUCUAAGUUUUGUAGUAAUUGAAGAAGAUUCCUGAAAUAAACUGGUUAUAAAAGCAUUUAUAAUAA
Molecule: messenger RNA, 1095 nt
Organism: Rana temporaria (common frog)
Lineage: Eukaryota; Metazoa; Chordata; Amphibia; Anura; Ranidae
Exons: 7
Coding region: 117-1064 (315 amino acids)
Cellular component (GO): membrane; endoplasmic reticulum
Molecular function (GO): chloride channel activity
Source: RefSeq, a predicted model, not a curated record